GUGCGACCUACUUAGAUUUGCUCUAUCAUCCCCAGCAGCACCCAGUGCACAAGCCCUGACGACCCCUCAGCCUGAGUAGCUCGAUUCACGAACUUGAAUCAUAAGGUCGAGUCCUAGUGACAUGCAUAUGGCGACAGAAGCGAUUGUAACCCCACCCGAGACGCUAGUAGCUGAGUCGUCUGCUGAACGUGCGGAGGGUGAAGGUGGCCCAGGAUCUUUGCCCGACAUUGCUAUCAUGAUCGCCACUGCGCCGUUCGACAACUUCUACGGAGACGCCGAUGUCAUCCUACGGUCUGCGGACGGAGCGGACUUCUAUGUCCACAAGAACAUCUUACGAUUCGCGUCCGCGUUCUUUGCGGACAUGUUCUCCUUGCCGCAACCGCUCCAGGCUUCGUCCGAGCCUUCGGACGGCGACAUACUAUCGACAGAUGCCUGCAGCGACUCUACUCGCCCGCUCCCUGUCAUAUCCGUGUCGGAGAAUUGGCACGAUCUCGACAAUCUCCUGCGUAUGUGCUACCCUGUCGAAAAGCCUACUGGUAGAUUCGCCACUGUCCAGGGUAUCUCCCCACUUCUCGAAGGAGCGCUGAAGUAUCAGAUGCGGGAGGCAACGACGGCCCUUACGAGAGAGUUGAUGGCCCUUUGCCCAAGUCGUCCCUUGGAUGUCUUCGCGGAAGCGUACAGUAGAGGCCUGGAGGAAGUCGCAAAGCAUGCAGCAAGAGCCUUCUCAGCUGCUCAGUACGUCGGCAUGGCACAGUCGCGCAUCUCUGACCAUCAGAUCGACGAUUUCGUGCCUGCGAUGGACAAUAUCCCGGCCUCUCUGUACUAUCGCCUGCUGGACUGUCACAGUGGUGGAGGCCACCCCGACAAUAUAUUCCAGAAUUCGGCAGAGAGGGCUAAGGAUGGCGCGGACACUGCCAUGUCCGGACCUCCGCCCUCAAUGCCCUCGCACCCUUUCAAGGAUCCUGCUCAAACAAACAUGGUCAUCCGUUCCUCGGAUGGCAUGGCCUUCUAUGUACUUCGCAAAUUCAUCAGCUUCUCGUCUCCCGUCAUUGGGAGGAUGCUCCGGGAGAAGCAGGAUGCGAACGCUGACUCGGAAGACAACUCAGCCUCCGCGAGUCCAAGGUACUUGCCCCUGCUACAACUCCCUGAGGACGGUCGCACGCUGGCAGUCCUGCUUCAGCUCUGUUAUCCUAUCCCCGACCCCGAGAUGAAACGUACACUCGCCGAUGACGUUCUAAAUGAUGCGUGUCGUCUAUAUGACUCCGCGAAGAAGUACGAGGUCACUAGGGCAGUGGAAUACGCGAAGCGACGUUGCGUUGCGGAGAUCGAUAUCGUGCCCGACCGGGUUUACUUCAUUGCUUCCAAGUACGACUGGGAAGACGUGAUGAAGGAGGCAGCGUGGCAUUCGGUGUACGAAUCGUCCGAUGGCCCACUCGAACGCACGCCGGAGAUGGCGAACGCGACCGCGGCUACGUACCGUCGGCUGCUCCUCUAUCGGCAGAAGUGCAGGGACAUCAUCCUCAAGCACCACAUAGUAUCUAGUAUGGGCCACGACAGCGGGUUCUCCACGUACUGGUGUAUUCAAGAGCCAUGGUUGGACGGUUCAAAGGAGGAGAACUUCUGGAAGGCCAUUCACCAACAGGUUUGGCGGAACACGACACCCCACGGGCUAUCCCCCUCCGCCGACAUUGAAGUGGAGAAUGCAUCGCGCUACCUGCGGUCCGGAACCUCGAUCAUGGCUGUAGCAAGCGCGCUGGCGAAGGUCAAAUUGUAAUGCGCCGCCACCCCCGCGUUCAUCGAACCAAGUGUCAUGAGUAAGCCGUUGGCCUUGCGCUGGUCUUUUUGCCCGGAUGAUUUGUUGCUGCGUCACCGAGAAUAAGAAUCAUGUUCUUGCCUCACAUUACGAACCCGUC
This is a messenger RNA of Rhodofomes roseus, 1913 nucleotides long. RefSeq lists its product as uncharacterized. Lineage: Eukaryota; Fungi; Basidiomycota; Agaricomycetes; Polyporales; Fomitopsidaceae. Bases 122 to 1774 code for a protein of 550 amino acids. The transcript has 4 exons. Gene Ontology annotation, molecular function: protein binding. The record is from RefSeq and is a predicted model, not a curated record.